GUCCAUCCUUUCAGCUCUCCACCUGAUCAGCCUCCGCCUAGUCAGAGUCAGUUUACCUGCCUUCACCUUUUCCUUCAGUCCCGGAGUAUACUUUCUCUCGUUUCUCGUUAAAUUUCUUUCUUUGAUACCCCUUAUCUACUUUUACUGUGUAGCCCGUUCCUUCAGUCAUCAUGGUGUUCGCCCGUCUGACCCAUUACGCUUUUGACGCGGUGCUUGUCUCCGCCUUCCUCGCCGGCGUCAAGCGCUCAACUGGUCUCACCCCCAGCCUCGACUCCGACAAGAUCACCGAGAACAAAGACUUUAAGAAGUGGAUCGACAGCUACCUCGGCGUGGGCGAGUGGGUGAUGGAUCAGAGUGUGUUUGUUUUGGGGUCGUCCGGGUGGUUUGAGCGGAAGAGGUGA
This is a messenger RNA of Aspergillus glaucus CBS 516.65, 401 nucleotides long. Its product is annotated as DUF1748 domain-containing protein. Gene Ontology annotation, cellular component: cytoplasm. Lineage: Eukaryota; Fungi; Ascomycota; Eurotiomycetes; Eurotiales; Aspergillaceae. Bases 171 to 401 code for a protein of 76 amino acids. The transcript has 4 exons. The record is from RefSeq and is a predicted model, not a curated record.